This is a messenger RNA of Acanthaster planci (crown-of-thorns starfish), 1441 nucleotides long. RefSeq lists its product as uncharacterized. Lineage: Eukaryota; Metazoa; Echinodermata; Asteroidea; Valvatida; Acanthasteridae. The record is from RefSeq and is a predicted model, not a curated record.
AGGGACACCCCGGUGUCGAUGAAACAACAAGAGAAUGUUUUGUUGGAAGGAAAACUGGUGUCAUUCUUUAUUUGAUGGGAACCGGAUUGGCUGAAACAGGACUUAGAGUAGGUCUGAACAGGAACUGUGGUGCAGUUAAGAAAAUCUUUAAGGCUGAAAAUUCUACAGGGUUGCCAUUCAAACAGCAUCAGGCAUGCCGAAGUUGCAGAGCCCAAGCCACCCUGAAAUCGGGUGUCCCCUAGAAGAGAAAUUAACAAUAAAGAGUGGACCUUUGACACUGGAAUCCCCUCUUGACAAAAGCUUGGCCAAAGUUGCCCCAGGAGAAUUUGAGAUUGUUAUUCUCGGUGUCCCAGCCGGCGAGAAUUCGUUGGUCGCAGAAUCCUCAAACUUUCUGUUUUGCAGUGCAGCUGUCAAUGAAUCUAGCGGUGUAACACCUCUAGAGAGCGCUCUCCAUGAUUUAAAUGUACCUAACAAAGUCGUACCCUCACAUGGACACAGUCAUGGUCAUAGCAUAUUAGAUGUUGAAACUCUACCGGAGCCCAUAUCUGCAGUGGUGCUUUCAAGUACCUCAAAGGAAUCCGUCGUUGCCCAUUUGGAAACAGCCACAUUACCGCCUGACCCCAGUGGCACCCAGUUACCCAUUGCUACACCACAGGGUGAACCCAGUUACACCCAUUUGACCCCAGGGCCACCACUACCUGAACCCAUCAUCACCCAGUCUAAUAGUACAUCACCGCUCGCAGAGCCCACCUUAGCCCAUUUGAGUCCAUGCCUUCCCACACUCACUGGCUCGUUCAGCACAAUCAAGCGCACCAACUCUUCAGUUCCACAAAAGAAUAAACCUUCACGGGCAUCGCCUCCAAAGUUUUCAUCCCUAUUUGGUAUCCAUGGAGACAAAGUCGCAGGUUGGGCCGGACAGGUCCCCCAAUUACUGAUAGUGCCCAUUGUCUCCCUGUUCUUGACAGUUCUUAGACCGAUAAGGUAUACCGCUUGCAAAAUACAUGUACAUGUUAAAUUAUUAAUAUGGGCAGUGGGAAAGAAAUCUGAAGAUUUAUAUUUUUACCCAGAUGCGGUCAAUGCGCUGAUUUUUUUUAAUAAUGUCACAAAAAUUUCAGAACCAAAACCUCAUGCAUGUAAGUUAGGGCUGUCGAAACGUCAAACCUCUCUCUCAAAGAGACGGUUCCGUUUAAACGUUUGGUAAAAUCUGUAAACAGAUGUGGAACUUUUUUCGUAAAAUGUGUAAACGCCCCACCCUUAUUCUUUGUGAUUAAGUUUGUUAAUUGAGACCCCUCAACCCUUGGCGUACUGAUCAGUCAACAAUCUCGAUCGAUAUCCAUCAUCGAAGUCCGACAUGCAGGCCUGUGCAAUUGCCGUGCAGAGCUGGAACAUGCCCGGAGGCUUUGGAGAGGAGCACACAUCAAACUGCCCACACACAUAGCGG